UGAAACAUAAACGUAAUGCAAAACAUCUUCCCAAGUCUGGUACCGGUCCUCUUUCUUUUCAGGACUGCCGGGGGCCGGGUCCAACACCGGCUCCCAGGGCUUCACAGCGGGGCAGCACAACGGCGGCCUGCGCGCCCCUCCACGUCCCCUGUCACCGGGAACGACGCUGGAAAGCGAGGCCCCGGCAAAUUAACAGCCAGCUCCUCCCAGUCCGGACCAGCGGGCUGCGGCGAGGGAGCUGAAUUUACGAGAGCCCGAGGCGCUGCGGCCGCGCUGCCACCGCGGUGGGUCUCGUGUGUCGCUACCAGCGCGGCGAGGCCGCGGUGCUUCCCCGCGCAGCCCCCGCAGGGGGAGCCGUGGUGCCGGAGGCGGCGCAGCGGGCGCCUCUCCUCUCGGCCGCCGCCCGUCGUUGUGCGGAAGGCGGCGGCGGCGGCCAUGGCGCUGUCGGUGGCGCAGCAGGUGCUGGUGUCGGCGGUGCUGGUGCUCUGCGUGCUCGUCGUCAUGCCCAGGAUGUUCGGGGCAGGCGGCGGCCGGGCCGGCAGCUCUGUGCGCGGCGGCCAGGCCGAUCCGCGCCCGCACCGCAGAGGUAGUCCUCAGGCAAUUCAUCAAGCUCGCCCGAAUCCAGGAUAUUCUGAAGGUAGAACUUACCAGGGUAUUCAGCAGAUGAGAAAUGCAAUGGAGAAAGAGAUAAAGAGUGAAAGAACAAGAGGAAAUGGUAGAGACUUAGCCUUUACCCUCAUGCCGUUGUAUGCUCUUGGAGUGGGAGUGUUUGCAGCAUACAAAUUUCUUAAGAUGAAAUCGCAGGAAGAAAGUCUCUCCAAGAAGGAAAAAAAUACAGAAGACAAGGCAAAGGAAACAGAGCACCAGCUUUUAGAAUUGGAGCAGCAUCUAGCACAGACAGAGAAAAUGUUAAACUCUUUAUUGACUCAGUUGGAUCCACUGUCAAACUGUGUUAAUGCUUUAGCUUGUGAGCAGAAAGAUGAAAUAAUGACACAGCUCCAAUCAAUUAGACGACUGAUGAAAGAAAGUGGAUUGGAUAAGUCAGAAAACAAGAUGAAAGAUGUCAGCCACAUUUGUAAUGAGAAACUUGAAGAUCUCAUUCAGUCAUUUGCUGAACAUUCUCCAGAGAAAGAAAUAGAUGACCAAGAAGACAGUAAUGAAGAUUUGCUUGAGCAUGUUGAUAACGAUUACAAAAUAGAAGAGGAUCAAUUAUAUGAAGAAUGUGAUGUAAAUCAGGUUUUUGAGCCAGAUGUGGUGGAAGACCAAGAAAUGAUAAACAAAGAUGUCCUUGAACCAGAAGAGACAGGACUGAGGAGACGUAAUAGAAAUGAAUGAAAUAUGUAAAACAUCCAAAAGCUUAUGUUUUUCUUCACAGUAUGGUAUGCACUUUAAACUGUUUUGAACCAAGUUACAUGCACUGCUGUAUGCUUUAAAAGGAGGGUGAAAUAUUGUCUGUGCUAAUAUCUGUGGCAGUUUUGUAACUGGCUUCAAUGGCAGCAGAAUUUCACUUGGGAUGUUUACAUACUUUUUCUAUUUAUUUUUUCCUAUAGAAAAUAUUUCUGUACUCUCUGUAUAUAAUGGCAUUGUAAUUAUAUCUGAAGCUUCAGUAAAAUAUUGGGAUCUCUUAUAAUUAAAACUAUAAUGAAUAGAUGUUUCCAAGAUGUUUUGUAGCUAGUAAGCUUACUGCAUCCUUUAACUGUGAGUUUCUUGAGUUCAUCAGAGUGCUUGCACUGAUGAGUUUAGCUCUUCAUGAAAAACUUCUCCAGUGAGAAAUGAAAAGAAGUAUGGAGUUAAAUCUCAGAGAUGCUUUCAUAGACAGACUUUAUUUGGAGAGAGAAAUUUAACCACAGACACUACUUCAAAAUAAUUAUGUCUGUUUGCUAAGCCAGGUUUAUUUGUUUCAAAACAAGUCCUAUAACUUCACAUGUGCUGUUGCCUGAGGAUUGAUGUAUAGUUUCAUAUGCCAGUUUGAACCUUAAUACAGUACGUUGGCUCACUUCCAUUUCUUACCCAACUGUCAUCGGUUAAACUCGACAGCUGCCUAUUAACUGACUGAUACCCAUUAGCGAUAUUGUCUGUGUUUUGUAUAUAUAAUAAAAUCAUAGAAUCUGG
Molecule: messenger RNA, 2112 nt
Organism: Dromaius novaehollandiae (emu)
Lineage: Eukaryota; Metazoa; Chordata; Aves; Casuariiformes; Dromaiidae
Gene: CCDC107
Product: coiled-coil domain containing 107
Exons: 6
Coding region: 16-1335 (439 amino acids)
Biological process (GO): synaptic transmission, cholinergic; protein localization to cell surface
Cellular component (GO): intracellular membrane-bounded organelle; neuronal cell body; neuron projection
Source: RefSeq, a predicted model, not a curated record